UAUUAUACUCCUACACCAUUACCAUUCUCCUCUUUUAGUUCCUCAUUCAUUUUCUCCAUUCACUCACAUAAUUUCUUUUUCUUAUUUCUUUUAUGCAAUUUUAACCGUUAAUUAUGGGAAACUGUGUUUUUAAAGAUUACUAUAAUAAUACAACCGCGUCAAAAUUAGAUGAUCAUAAUCAUUCUGACCGCCGCCAACAAUACAUAUUGGCGGCAGAACAAACGUCUAUGAUCAAAGUUGUAACAACAACGGGAGGUAUUAUGGAGCUUUAUGCUCCAAUCACGGUUGAGCAAAUUACAUCCGAAUUUUCAAACCAUGGGUUAUUUCUUAACCCGAACCCGACCCACCCGGCACUUUCACACAACGAAAUUUUAACCCCGGGUCAUCUUUACUAUCUCCUUCCUCUUUCUAUCUCUUCCCCAACCGACACUACAUUAAUAGGGAAAGAUAGUGUGUUGGCAACCGCCCCUUAUAGGAUGUCGGUAGAUGUGGGUACCCGAAUGGUGUACAAGAAUCAACCCGACCCGGAUGUUGUGCCCAAGUAUAAUGGUACGGGUGUAUGGAAAGUGAGGCUGGUUAUAAACCCGGAGCAAUUGUCAGAGAUUUUGUCGCAAGAUAAUAAAACUCAACAGUUGAUUGAGAGUGUCAGAACUGUUGCUAAAUGUGGUAGUGGGUCCACUAGUAAUUGUUGUUCUUCUACUAGUGGUGCUAAACCGGGGUCGUUUUUGUCGUUAUCGUCGUCAUUGGCAAGUACUCCUCGAUCCCGCUGACCGAAAAAAACGUGUAGAUGAGAUCAUGAGAGUAAUUGAAGCAAAUCUAAAAAAAUAUUGGCAAACAUCAAAGGAAAUCUCAUAUUAUAGCAAUUUGAGUGGAACAAUUAUGAUCAUGUUCAGUAUACUCUGCUCAUAAAAGUUUGAGUAAUCAAUGUAAUAGUGAUAUUUAUUCGGUAGUAAGUGUUUCAUCUGACUUAAUUAAUAGUGUUAAUAAUAAAGAUAUUAUUGUCUUAAAAUAUGGUAUUAUUAUGUCGUCCUGUAUAAAUGUAAUAACGUGCUUAGGUGUGUUAGUUAGGAAAAGAUUAUAUGUUAUUGUAUGUUAUUUACUUUUUCCAUUGUAGUUCGUUGGCUAUACUUGGUGACUAAUGUUUAAAUAACUAUUGUAAUUUUCUUUCAUAAGGUUUUGGUUUGUAGUGAUGAAAUUUGCAAAAAUAAUUAAGUAUUCCAAUGCAAUUAAUGCAAUUUCUUU
Amaranthus tricolor (Joseph's coat) is the source of this 1242-nucleotide messenger RNA. RefSeq lists its product as uncharacterized. The transcript has a single exon. NCBI's taxonomy places the organism in Eukaryota, Viridiplantae, Streptophyta, Magnoliopsida, Caryophyllales, Amaranthaceae. Bases 114 to 770 code for a protein of 218 amino acids. The record is from RefSeq and is a predicted model, not a curated record.